ACUACCUGUUGCAACCUUCUCCCACCUUCCACUUCAUCCAUGUUGCAUCUCGACGUUUGCAACCAAACCCAGCACGAAGAGAUGGCUGCUGCUGCUGCUGCCCCACCCUUGGAGCCCGACACUUUUGAUUCCGACUCUGCAAUCUCGGCGGUCGCCAACAUUAGCACCGAUUCGCCUACGCCAAGCGUCGUGACCUUUGAGGAGGAAAAUGGCAGGACUUACCAUUCCAUGAGCCCCGGGAAGUACCCAUUUCCCAACGACACUAUUGAACAGGAGCGCCUCGCGCUUCAGCACCAGAUCUGGGACGUCACCCUGAAUCACAAGCUCUGCCUGUGCCCGAAGAACUAUGGUAGGGCCAAGAACGUGCUCGACGCUGGCACCGGCACCGGACUCUGGGCGAUUGACUAUGCGGACGCACACCCCGAAGCCAAGGUCACCGGCGUUGACCUGAGCAGCAUACAACCGAAAUGGAUACCCCCAAACCUGAGCUGGGAAAUGGACGAUCUCGAGAUGGAAUGGACAUGGCCCCAGCGAUUCGAUUUCAUCUUUGCUCGAAUGCUAGUCGGAAGUCUCUGCGACUAUCAAGACUUUGUGAACAAGGCCUUCGAUAACCUCGAACCGGGCGGCUAUCUUGAGAUGCAGGACAUGUGCCUACCCUACCGCUGCGACGAUGGCACUUUGACUAAUGACAACCCGAUCAAGAGACUGUCCGACGUUUUCACUACGGCAGGGAAAGUGUCGGGACGCCGCAUGGACCUGGCCUGGACCUACGCUACCCUCAUGCGCAAUGCUGGUUUCGUCGACGUGGUGGAGACGCAGUACAAGUGGCCCGUCAACGGCUGGCCUCGCGACCCCCAUUAUAAGACCCUAGGGGUUCUGACGCAGCACAAUCUGGACCACGGCCUGGAGGGACUCACGCUUGGUUUGACUACGAGAAACCUGGGGUGGACCAGACAGGAGACGCUCCUGUUCUGCUCCGAAGUGAGGAAGGCGCUGAAAAGCCACGGUGCACAUGCUUACGCUCCCAUAUACGUCAUUUAUGGGAGGAAGCCGGAAGAGACGGCCCAAGAUGACCAAGAUGGCCAAGUCCAUGUCGAUAUGCCACCAGAUAUCCAUUAGAUGAGUCGGGGCAUGGGCGGAUAAAAGGUAUGUGUUGGUGGCACAACAUCUUCUUCCGGGCGUUUCGGUCAGAGACAACAACCAUGGGGCUUGAUUUGUCAUGUAAACAAGGGCUGCAUGGGCUAUAUUAUGGACCGGGUGGAGGGUAGAAGGGGUUAGACAAAAAUAAAAGAAAAUGUAUCAUGUGAC
Messenger RNA from Colletotrichum navitas, 1308 nucleotides. Its product is annotated as TAM domain methyltransferase. The transcript is spliced from 10 exons. The coding region runs from base 40 to 1119 and encodes 359 amino acids. The record is from RefSeq and is a predicted model, not a curated record. Lineage: Eukaryota; Fungi; Ascomycota; Sordariomycetes; Glomerellales; Glomerellaceae.